Penicillium waksmanii is the source of this 999-nucleotide messenger RNA. RefSeq names its product NAD-dependent epimerase/dehydratase family protein. The record is from RefSeq and is a predicted model, not a curated record. The transcript has a single exon. The coding region runs from base 1 to 999 and encodes 332 amino acids. NCBI's taxonomy places the organism in Eukaryota, Fungi, Ascomycota, Eurotiomycetes, Eurotiales, Aspergillaceae.
AUGCCAAAAGUCCUCAUCCUCGGAGCCACCGGCUACCUAGGCUGCCAAAUCGCCAACCUCCUCGUCCAACAAGGCCAAAACACCGUCUUCGGCAUAGCUCGAACUCCUGCCAAAGCAAUCCAACUAUCCAAACAAGAGAUCACCCCGAUCCUCUGUCCAGACCCAGUCAAUGAACCGGGGCCAUACAUCUCAGCCAUCGAGUCAAAGCAUAUAGACGUGGUCAUCGACGUUGCCGGAGCCGACCAUGGAUCCCACAAUUUCCUAAACGAUGUAGCUCAUAUCGGAGCGGAACGCUUGGCAAAUGAUAAGCGCCGAGGAGUGAAAGGUCCUAAACUUGGCUUUAUAUACUGCUCCGGGACCUGGGUGCAUGGAUCUUCGAGUGGACAGCCUGGGGUCAAUGAUCUUGAUAUUGUUGGUUCGGGUGGAAACACACCACCGGAGGAACUGGUUGAGUGGCGCGUUGGUAUGGAAAAUGCCGUCUUGGGUGUGAAUGAUGUACUGGACGUGAUGAUAUUACGACCAGCUCUACUCUACGGGCGGGAAAGUACUAUUUGGUCUUCAUAUAUCAUGCCGGUGUAUCGCGCUGUUCAGGACGGAAGCGACGAUUUUUCUCCGCUUGAGAUCCCGCUGGAUGCUCACUCUCGGCCUGGUCUUAUUCAUGUUGACGAUGCUGCGGCUGCUUUUGUCAAGGCUGUUGAGAAGGUGCAUUUGUUUGCUGGAACGGGAGUGUAUCCUGUCUUCGACCUUGUCACUAGCCAAGAGGGCAUGCGGGAAAUAUUUGACGCCUUGGCGAGAUGUUGGGGGUUUGGAGGCGAGGUUGUGCUGAAGGGCCAUGGUGGGGAUUUGUUUUCUAAGGCCAUGAGUACCAGUUUUAGAGGGUCUUCUGCUCGAGCGCAGCAGUUACUUGGAUGGAAGCCGAAGAGAUUGAAUGGGUUUGUGCAAGAUAUGGAUAUAUUUGCUGCUGCGUUUUUGGCAGAGCAUAACGAUGUUACUAACUAG